Molecule: messenger RNA, 5400 nt
Organism: Esox lucius (northern pike)
Lineage: Eukaryota; Metazoa; Chordata; Actinopteri; Esociformes; Esocidae
Gene: cdhr2
Product: cadherin related family member 2
Exons: 31
Coding region: 127-4086 (1319 amino acids)
Biological process (GO): homophilic cell-cell adhesion
Cellular component (GO): plasma membrane
Molecular function (GO): calcium ion binding
Source: RefSeq, a predicted model, not a curated record
AGCAGCAAUAUCUGAAACCAAAGGUCUCCAUCGGACUAUUCCAGUCUUGUCACAUCCCACUGGGACAUUUAUCUGCCUCCACACUCUCUCUCUGUCAGUCUGUCCAUACAAAGCCAAGGACGUCAAAUGGGUGUGUUAGCAGGCCUGUACAGGAUGAAGGGCAGCUUCCUGCUACUCUGUCUGGUGAGCUUUUUCCCUGGAGCUCAAAGUGGAGACCAAAUGCCGAGCAUAGUAACAAGCUAUGUACAAGUGAAGGAAGACACUCCAAUCAAUGAGUUUGCCUUUCAAAUAGAGACCCAAGAUCCUGACGUGCCUCCUGAUCCAUUAAAAUACUACCUAAGUGGGCCAAAAGCAAAUCUCUUCAAAGUGGAUGAGAACACAGGCAGAGUAACAAUCCGUAACAAGUUGGACCGAGAAGAUGAUGACAAAGGUGUAUUCACAAUUGAAAUAUCAAUUUCGGAUGGUAAAUAUCGAGUUUCCAAAGAAAUUCAGAUAAUAAUUUCAGAUGCCAAUGAUAACAAACCCAUAUUUCAAGAUGCACCUUACAAUGAAAAUGUUAAGGAAAACACUCCCUUGGACACAGUUUUGUUUCAAGUAUCUGCCACAGAUGCUGACUCUGGACUUGCUGCUGUUAUUAAGUACCACAUUGAUGAUGCUAGUCCAACUAAUGGGCUACAACAUUUUUCUAUCAACGAGAAUACUGGCCAAGUCAAGCUGAUUAAAAACCUGAAUUUUAAUGGUUUAAGCACUUUCUACCGGCUACGGAUAAAUGCAACUGAUGGUGGAGGACCUUCAUAUUAUAAUGUCACUGAAUUCCUGUCCAGUACUGCAUUCGCCUUCAUUACAGUUGUGGAUGUCCCAGACCUGGAUCCAUCGUUUCUGAAUACUCCUUACACAGCCAGUGUCAAUGAACACUCUAAGGUGGGCCUGCCUGUGUUUAAAGUAAGUGCAAUUGAUAAGGACACAGGCAUCAAUGAUGUCAUCACAUACAGCAUUGAGGCAACCAAUCCACCAGACCUGUUUGAGAUCUCGGCCAGUGACGGAAUCAUAUCUGUCAAAAGUGAUAUUGACCGAGAGGCUUUGUUGGACAUUGAUGCUGAAGUCAUCCUUACUGUGAAGGCAACGGAGGAAAAUCCAAGUAUCUUGGGCUUCCGCGCUAACUCAUCCACUCAGGUGAAGAUCACCAUCAAUGACAUCAAUGACAACAAGCCUAAGUUCUAUAACUGUGAUAUGGAACCCUGUGAGGAGACUAGCAUCUUCACAGCCAACAUCUUCGAGCACUCCUCCAAGAAUCUCCCUGUUGAUGGGCUGAAGAUAAAAGCAAAGGAUAUGGAUGCGAGAGAAAAUGGAAAAUUCGAACUACACCUUGAAGGACCAGACAAGAAUGCUUUCACUGUGUUGCCAUCAGUUGCCUACUCGGAAAGCGAAAUUCAGAUCUUGGUCAAGAACCCUGAUGAUGUGGAUUAUGAAAAGAGCACAUCAAUGGUUGUUCAGAUUGUUGCCAAAGAUCCCAACAAAGAAACGAACUGCUGCUCCACAGCAACAGUCACCAUCCAGAUCAAAGACAUAAAUGACUGGAGCCCCAAGUUCCCCGAAGCAACGUACCACUUAGAGAUUAAUGAACACAGUGCGAAUGGAACUACAGUGGCCACCAUCAUAGCAUUCGAUCCUGACACUAUGGACGUUGGCAAAAUCAGAUACAGACUUCUUCCAGACAACAUACUGAAGUACUUUGAUGUGGACCCAACGACAGGGAGGGUGUUUGUGGCAAACAGCAAACUGAUUGACCGCGAGGUCAUGGAUCUGCAUUCACCAACUCUACAAGCCCGAGACAUGGCUAACAACACUGGCACCACUGUGUUGAUGAUCAAGUUGAAAGACAUCAAUGACCACAAACCCAAGUUCAACAAAGACUACGUUGAGUAUAUCGAAGAGAACUCUUCCCUGAGGAUUCAUGUGCAGGCUACUGACCAAGAUGAACCACCUAACAGUGACAUUGUGUAUGGAAUAGAGAAAAGUCACUACAGUGACAACUUCACCAUUGACCCCACCUCAGGCUGGCUGCAGAACAAAGGCCCAAUCGACCGAGAGUCCAUGCGCACCGAGGAUCAUGGGAAGAUUAAUUUAACCGUGAAGGCAACUGACGGGGGAGAAAUACCAGAAUCCGACUCAGUGUCAGUCAUCAUCAAUGUGGAUGAUAUUAAUGACAACGGCCCAAAGUUUAGAAAGGAUUCUUACAAGUUCUCAGUGGAGGAAGGAAAGAAAGCCGAGUUUGUGGGCUCCGUCCGGGCAGUGGAUUCAGAUCAGACCAACAACUACAACCGCAUCUCCUUCAGAAUUUCCAGUGGAAGCUUUGGACAAUUCAUCAUUCAAACUUUUAUCGACCAACCAGAGGGUUAUAUUGGCAAUAUCACAGUAGACCCUGACAUUGAGCUUGACUAUGAAAGCACUACCAAAACCUUUCACCUGACAGUUGAGGCCAUGGACUUGGGAACAGGUGUGGACUCUGUAAGAGUGGAGGUGAACGUGUUAGAUGUGAAUGAUGAGAGGCCCAAAUUCAUUCAGAAAGGCCCGUUCUUUGUGGAUGAGAACAGCAAUAUAGUGGACGUGGGGUCAUUUGAUGCCCAGGAUCUGGAUACGAAUCAUUCUCUUAUCUACGAGUUGGUGUCCAGUAAGUGUCGCUGCAAUGAAUCCCUGGGGUUGCAGCCCUGCGAAGAGGACUGGUUCACCCUGGAGCCCAAUGGAAAAAUCUUGCUUAACAGGGAGUUUGUGGUUGACUAUGAGAAGUGUGUCGAAGUUGUGCUGGAGGCACAAGUGGUGGACGUGUUAACACAGAAAGGCGAGAACAACAGUGAAACAACAGGCACCGUCGUGAUCUACAUAAACGACGUGAAUGACAAUCCACCUGUAUUUGAAAAGACAGAUAACUUUUAUGUAGUGGUAUCAGAGACGGCCUCUGUAGGCUCAGAGAUUGCUAGUGUUUCUGCUACAGACCGCGAUUCUGGGAGAAACAGACACAUGACAUUUUCAAUAGCUGCAGUAAAUUUCGUGGAUGAUGUCACCAACAUUACAUCCAAUAAAGAGCUUGUGUUUAAAGUUGUCAGCACUCAGGAAGAUGAUAAAUUCGUUGGAAAGAUUCAGAACAAUGAAGCGCUAAAUAUUGACGUUAAAGGAAAGUAUCUAGUGACAGUUGUGGCAAGAAACACUGAAAUGCCCAACCUAUUCUCGGAAACCAAACUCGAGAUCUUAACAGUGGACAAGAGCUUAAAGGUUGAACUUCUAUUUUCAAAACCAGAGGCCCAAGUUAAAGCAGAAGCGAGCUUGAUCACAAUGCUUCUUACUUCAGCGACUCAGUCAAAGGUAGAAGUUGUUAAGAUUAGGUCAAAAUCAGGAUCUUCGGAAACCAGGGCAUCUACUGAGGCGAUCAUGGAGGUGUACUUUGUAUAUGCCAAUGGAACUGCCCUCAACUCUGACAGUGCUGAGAUCAUUCUGUCUAACAGUAAAGAACGGUUCAGACUGCAAACUGAAUAUGGCCUGAAAGAUAUUGGUGGAACUGAGGUUGUGGAGAAGCAGGUGGAUCCAGUGUUGUUUGUGUUGUUGGGCCUGGUGGCAGGUCUCAUCAUCGUUCUGGCAGUCAUGUCAACCACUCUCGUCUGUACCCGCAGAAGCUACAGAACAAAGCUGAAGGCUGCUAAGGCCAUGAAUUCAGCAGCCAUGAUGGGGACUGGAGUAGACCAGAAGAAUGGUCCGGUUGUGCCUGGAACCAACAAAUACACCAUGGAUGGAGCUAAUCCUGUGCUCAACCUGAACAUGGACACAGCCACUGACCUGGGCUUUGAUGAGGAAGGAUCCAACACAGAUCGACUCAGCCUUAACUCCUUGGACUACAACAUUGACAUGGUCAUGUCUGACAAGGACAACAUGCCAAUGAUGAGGAUCCAGGAGGAAGAUGAGGUUGAGUAUGAAGAUAAACCCUAUGUCGAGCCGCUAAGUGAAGCCCUGGCCCAGCGUGGCAAGAAGAGGGACACCAACAGCCCCAAAUUAACCUUCAAUAACCCAGCAUUCAGCAGCACCACUGACCUGUAAUGGCCUCCUUGAAUCAAUGAGCUGCCGCUCCAGUUUUGGAUCAUUUACACUGAUGAGUGACAGACAUUUUGGAUCAUCAACACUGACCUUUGGCAGCCAUUUUGGAUCAAUAUGACUGACCUGUCGUACCUAUUUUGGGAUAUGAGAUACCCUAAUGAUGGAUACCAAAAUGGACCUCCUUUCCUUGAAAAGAAUACAUGCCAAAUAUUGUGAUAGAAAAUAUGGCUGUGCCAAUGAAAUCAAGUCCAAUCAAACCAUUUUUCCAAUCAAACAAUUUUGCCUGCAUUAAGGUACACCGAAAACAUGAAACUGGGAUUACAUUUCAAAAUAACAUAUUUUUUGUUGCACAAAUGAAUCACUUCAUUAUGAUGUUCUCUAAAUUUGUAAAGAUUUCAUUGAUCUGAUUUUAAAUGUACAUUCUGCUUUGUGAUGUCAUGUUUUGAUAUUAAUUUAAUUCUGUGUUUUCCAUUAUUAUAAAACUGUAAUAAUAUAUAGUAUUUUCUAGCAUAGAGCUACUGGCUGUUCAAUAGGACUCUUACUAAUAUGACCUCAAUAGUAUUUUAUUGAACAAAUGUCACUGAAAAAAAAACAACAACAAAUUAAAUAAAUAUAUAUAUAUAUAAAUGGAACAUCUCAUCGUAAGUAUACAGUUUGCAAAAAAAUCAAGACUUAAUAAUAUUUUCAUAUUUUUACUGUUGAACUGGCUCCUGGGCUGUGUGCGUGUGUGUGCGAGGACAGCUGAGACAAAGCCAAUUCAGGUGUGGGUAGGGUAACGUGGAGGUAAGUUGAAGCUGACUUUAACUUACCUACAGGGCAAAAGAAGUUGUUAUUUGCUGACAACGAUGAGUGACUCCAAUUCUUCCGAUUUUUCUUUAGCAUCCAAAGUAAGGGAAUACUGACCGCUGCCACUAACCCCUUCAGUAUUGGUACACAUCAUUUUCAAAGGAAUUUUUGGAGACAGAAACACUGGAGCUUAUUGAGAAACAAACUGUCUGUAGCCAAAUAUCUUAAUUCAUCCAUUUAAAAAACAAAUUAAGCAUGAAUUGGGGUUGUAUGUUUGUUCAUGAAUCUGUUAUACUGAUUUAAGCAGUAGUUGUUCUUUUUGCCCAGAGUCGGCUUUGAAGUGAUUGUGCAAUCAGUGUAAAUUGGCCUAUUGCAGAUGUUAUUCUGGAUUGGAUCUUUUUAAAUUAAUGUAUGUAAAAUGCAUCUUGAAAACAAAUAAUUGUAAAAGUUAACACUUUUAAAACAAUGAUAUUAAUGUACAGAAAUAUAAAUGUCUACAUUAUCUACCACAUUAAAUACUUUGAAUUGAAA